AUGAGCUUGAUGGGGAGUAGAGUCAACGACUAUGAGAGCCAUGAAGACAUUCCGACCCAGAAAUACUUUCAUGAAUCAACGUAUGUCAAGCUCUUUGAUCUACUAGGUGUAUACAGACCUGACGAAAUCUCAUGUCGAUUCUCCAGCUUCCACCAUCACUACGACGACCGAUUCGCCAAUGACACUCUCCCAUAUGAGCAAGUCAUUCCCCAUCUCAAAGCUCUAAUGCAGACGUACCUCUCGACAAUGUCUGCAAUCGGUGUAGAGACAUGGAUCAUGCAUGGCACACUUCUCGCCUGGUGGUGGAACGAAAAGAUCUUCCCAUGGGACAAUGAUCUAGACGUGCAAAUCUCAGAGCCGGCAAUCCAUAUCUUGGCUAAAAGCUUUAACAUGACGCAGCACCAUUUCGAUCUCCCCAGUGUCGAGGGUGGUCGCAACUAUAUGCUCGAUGUCAAUCCCUACUACGUGGUGCAGAGCACAGAAGAUAAAUUGAAUAUGAUCGACGCCCGGUGGAUUGACAUGUCGUCCGGGCUGUUCAUCGACAUCACGGCAGUACGCAAGGACGAGGAGCGACGGAGAAAAGGCAACCCCGAGGCGCUGCGGUGUAAGGAUCGCCAUCGCUACCAUGCCAGUGAAAUCUUCCCGUUGCGUGACAGUUACUUCGAGGACGUACCUGUCAAGGUUCCCUAUGCCUAUACUGAGUUGCUCAAGCGGGAAUACGGGUCCAAGGCUUUGGCUCAGACGGAGUUUUCAGAUCAUCGAUUUAAUGAACACACCAAAAUCUGGGAAGCUAUGGGAUGA
Molecule: messenger RNA, 801 nt
Organism: Penicillium alfredii
Lineage: Eukaryota; Fungi; Ascomycota; Eurotiomycetes; Eurotiales; Aspergillaceae
Exons: 6
Coding region: 1-801 (266 amino acids)
Source: RefSeq, a predicted model, not a curated record